AUGGCCAAAAUGGAGGUCAAGACGUCACUUUUAGACAACAUGAUAGGGGUGGGAGAUAUGGUUCUUUUAGAGCCGCUUAAUGAAGAUUCGUUCAUCAAUAAUCUGAAAAAGCGCUUUGAUCACAAUGAAGUAUAUACAUACAUUGGCAGCGUGGUGAUAUCAAUAAACCCCUACAGAUCUCUACCCAUUUAUACUCCAGAGAAAGUGGAAGAAUACAGAAACCGAAACUUUUAUGAACUCAGUCCUCACAUCUUUGCUCUCUCAGACGAAGCAUAUAGAUCUUUAAGGGACCAGGACAAAGACCAGUGUAUCCUUAUUACAGGAGAGAGUGGAGCUGGAAAAACAGAGGCGAGCAAACUUGUCAUGUCAUAUGUAGCUGCUGUGUGUGGAAAAGGGGCAGAGGUUAAUCAAGUAAAAGAACAACUUUUGCAGUCAAAUCCAGUUCUUGAAGCUUUUGGAAAUGCUAAAACAGUGAGGAAUGACAACUCCUCUAGAUUUGGGAAAUACAUGGAUAUUGAGUUUGAUUUCAAGGGUGACCCACUUGGAGGAGUUAUAAGCAACUAUCUGCUAGAGAAGUCUCGUGUUGUUAAGCAGCCAAGAGGUGAAAGAAACUUUCACGUUUUCUAUCAGAUACUGUCUGGUGCAUCGGAAGACUUCCUCUGCAAACUCAAACUGGAGCGGGACUUCAGCAGAUACAACUACCUGGGCCUUGAUUCUGCCAAAGUGAAUGGAGUGGAUGAUGCUGCAAACUUCCGAACAGUUAGGAAUGCAAUGCAGAUUGUUGGGUUUAUGGAUCAUGAAACACAGUCUGUUUUUGAAGUGGUGGCAGCCGUUCUGAAACUGGGAAAUAUUGAAUUUAAGCCUGAAUCUCGCGUGAAUGGCCUAGAUGAAAGUAAAAUCAAAGAUAAAAACGAGCUCAAGGAAAUCUGUGAGUUGACGGGUAUAGACCAGUCUGUAUUGGAAAGAGCUUUCAGCUUCCGGACGGUUGAAGCCAAGCAGGAGAAAGUUUCAACAACACUAAAUGUGGCUCAGGCUUAUUAUGCUCGUGAUGCUCUGGCUAAGAAUUUAUACAGUCGACUGUUUUCUUGGCUUGUUACCAGAAUCAAUGAGAGCAUUAAGGCACAAACAAAAGUGAGAAAGAAGGUAAUGGGGGUGCUGGACAUCUAUGGCUUUGAAAUUUUUGAGGACAACAGCUUUGAGCAAUUCAUUAUCAACUACUGUAACGAGAAGCUGCAGCAGAUCUUCAUUGAACUUACCCUCAAAGAAGAGCAGGAGGAAUACAUCCGUGAGGGGAUUGAAUGGACUCAUAUUGAGUACUUCAAUAAUGCUAUAAUUUGUGACCUAAUAGAAAAUAACCAAACUGGAAUCCUGGCCAUGCUAGAUGAAGAAUGCCUGAGACCAGGAACUGUUACUGAUGACACCUUUUUAGAAAAACUGAACCAAGUCUGUGCCACUCACCAGCAUUUUGAAAGCAGGAUGAGCAAGUGCUCCCGGUUCCUCAAUGACACCACCUUGCCUCACAGCUGCUUCAGGAUUCAACAUUAUGCUGGCAAGGUUAUGUACCAGGUGGAAGGAUUUGUUGACAAAAAUAAUGAUCUUCUGUACCGUGACCUCUCUCAGGCCAUGUGGAAGGCCAGUCACUCUCUUAUCAAAGCGUUGUUCCCAGAAGGUAACCCUGCUAAGAUCAAUCUAAAGAGACCACCAACAGCAGGUUCACAGUUCAAGGCUUCGGUUGCUACCCUGAUGAAAAAUCUUCAGACAAAAAAUCCAAACUAUAUCAGAUGCAUCAAACCCAAUGACAAAAAGGCUGCACACAUUUUCAAUGAUGCCCUGGUGUGCCACCAGAUCCGCUACCUUGGUCUUCUGGAGAACGUCCGGGUCAGAAGGGCAGGUUAUGCAUUCAGGCAGGCAUACGAGCCUUGCCUGGAAAGGUACAAAAUGCUGUGUAAGCAGACGUGGCCUCACUGGAGAGGGCCAGCCAGGGCUGGAGUAGAGGUACUGUUUAAUGAGUUGGAAAUCCCUGAAGAAGAAUUUUCAUUUGGUAGAUCAAAGAUAUUCAUCCGCAACCCAAGAACCCUCUUCAAACUAGAAGAUCUGAGAAAGCAGCGGUUGGAGGACUUGGCUACUCUAAUUGAGAAGAUUUAUAGAGGUUGGAAGUGCCGCACACGCUUCUUGUUAAUGAAAAAAAGCCAGAUUGUGGUUGCUUCCUGGUACAGGAGAUAUGCACAACAAAAAAAGUAUCAGAAGAUAAAAAGUUCGGCUAUUGUAGUACAGUCUUACAUCAGAGGAUGGAAGGCUCGUAAACUUCUUCGGGAACUUAAGCAUCAGAAGCGUUGUAAUGAGGCUGCCACAAUAAUUGCCGCUUAUUGGCAUGGUACCCAGGCGCGAAGGGAACUGAGACGACUGAAGGAGGAGGCUAGAAAUAAACAUGCUAUUGCUGUUAUUUGGGCUUACUGGCUUGGAUAUAAG
Leptosomus discolor (cuckoo roller) is the source of this 2469-nucleotide messenger RNA. The record is from RefSeq and is a predicted model, not a curated record. NCBI's taxonomy places the organism in Eukaryota, Metazoa, Chordata, Aves, Leptosomiformes, Leptosomidae.